Messenger RNA from Platichthys flesus (European flounder), 1936 nucleotides. RefSeq names its product ryanodine receptor 3-like. The transcript has 14 exons. NCBI's taxonomy places the organism in Eukaryota, Metazoa, Chordata, Actinopteri, Pleuronectiformes, Pleuronectidae. The record is from RefSeq and is a predicted model, not a curated record. Gene Ontology annotation, biological process: calcium ion transport. Gene Ontology annotation, molecular function: ryanodine-sensitive calcium-release channel activity. Gene Ontology annotation, cellular component: sarcolemma; smooth endoplasmic reticulum; Z disc. Bases 107 to 1936 code for a protein of 609 amino acids.
AACCACUCGCUCUACUUCCUCUCCUCCCCUAGUAGGAGCCUGAGCAGCAGCGGCUACGCCUCCAACAAGGAGAAGGAGAUGGUCACCAGGGAGUGACUCCACCACCAUGGUGAGCUGUCUGCACAUCCUGGCGCACACUCUGGACACCAGGACGGUGAUGAAGUCGGGCUCAGAGAUGGUGCGGCUCGGCUUGAGGACGUUCUUCGAGAACGCCGCAGAGGACCUGGAGAAGACGUUCGAGAACCUGAAGCUGGGGAAGUUCACUCACUCCCGCUCGCAGAUGAAAGGGGUUUCGCAGAACAUCAACUACACCACCGUGGCUCUGCUCCCCAUCCUAACCGCUCUGUUCGAGCACAUCACUCAGCACCACUUUGGAGUGGACCUGCUGUUGGAUGAUGUCCAAGUGUCCUGCUAUCGAAUUCUCACCAGCCUCUAUGCACUGGGCACUGGAAAAAACAUCUACGUAGAAAGACAGCUGCCUGCUCUCGGUCACUGUCUGGCCACCCUGGCUGGGGCCAUGCCUGUGGCCUUCUUGGAGCCUAUGCUCAACAAUUACAACCCCUGCUCGGUUUUUAAUACCAAGAGUGCCCGAGAACGAGCCAUCUUAGGUAUACCAGACUCGGUGGAGGACAUGUGUCCCGGGAUGCCGCGCCUGGAAGGCCUGAUAAAGGAUAUCAAUGACAUGGCUGAGUCGGGGGCGCGGUACACAGAGAUGCCUCACGUCAUCGAGGUGGUGCUGCCCAUGCUCUGCAACUAUCUGUCCUACUGGUGGGAGAGGGGCCCCGAGAAUCAGCCGGCCAGCGGGGGCAGUGUCUGUUGCACCACCGUCACCUCGGAGCACCUCAGCCUCAUCCUGGGCAACAUCCUCAAGAUCCUCAACAACAAUCUGGGCAUAGAUGAGGCCUCGUGGAUGAAGAGGAUCGCAGUGUACGUGCAGCCCAUCAUCAGCAAGGCCCGUGCUGACCUGCUGAAGAGCCACUUCCUGCCCACGCUGGAGAAGCUGAAGAAGAAGACGGUGAAGGUGGUGGCUGAGGAGGAGCUGCUGAAGGCCGACAGUAAGGGAGACACCCAGGAGGCCGAGCUGCUCAUCCUGGACGAGUUUGCCAUCCUCUGCAGGGACCUGUACGCCUUCUACCCCAUGCUCAUCCGCUACGUGGACAACAACAGGUCCAGGUGGCUGAAAGAACCAGACGCUGACUCCAAUGAGCUGUUCAGAAUGGUGGCUGAGAUUUUCAUCCUCUGGUGCAAGUCACAUAAUUUCAAAAGAGAGGAGCAGAACUUUGUGGUUCAGAAUGAAAUUAACAACCUUUCCUUCUUGACUGGAGAUAAUAAAACAAAGAUGUCAAAGUCUGGAGGACAAGACCAGGAGAGGAAACAUAAGAAAAGGCGAGGUGAGUUCUACUCUAUCCAAACCUCGCUGAUCGUAGCUGCCUUGAAGAAGAUGCUGCCAAUCGGCCUCAACAUGUGCACGCCGGGGGACCAGGAGCUCAUAUCUCUGGCCAAGACUCGCUACCUCCUGAGAGAGACAGAUGAUGAGGUCAAAGACCACAUCCAUCAGAAUCUGCAUCUCAGAGAAAAGUCGGAGGACCCUGCAGUGAGGUGGCAGCUAAACCUCUACAAGGAUAUAGUGAUGAGGAGCGAGGGCCCUCCUAACCCUGAGAGGGUGGUGGACCGGAUCCAGAGGAUCUCUGCUGCGGUCUUCAACCUGGAGCAGGUGGAGCAGCCCCUGAGAUCCAAAAAGUGUGUUUGGCAGAAGCUACUGUCCAAGCAGAGGAAGCGAGCGGUUGUGGCCUGCUUCCGCAUGGCUCCACUCUAUAAUCUACCAAGGCACAAAAAUAAUAAUUACUUCCUGAAUGCCUACCGACAUAUGUGGCUGGAGAUAAUGCAUGAGAACGCAGACAAUGACAGUCUGCUCUCCAUGCUGACGGUAACGUAG